Messenger RNA from Epinephelus moara (kelp grouper), 2320 nucleotides. It is a transcript of the gene gosr2, whose product is annotated as golgi SNAP receptor complex member 2. Gene Ontology annotation, cellular component: ER to Golgi transport vesicle membrane; SNARE complex; late endosome membrane. Gene Ontology annotation, biological process: vesicle fusion; intra-Golgi vesicle-mediated transport. Lineage: Eukaryota; Metazoa; Chordata; Actinopteri; Perciformes; Serranidae. The coding region runs from base 149 to 787 and encodes 212 amino acids. The record is from RefSeq and is a predicted model, not a curated record. The transcript is spliced from 6 exons. Gene Ontology annotation, molecular function: SNAP receptor activity; SNARE binding.
UACACAAAGGCUCUGCUGAAGACGUGUACACUCCACUACCGUUAGCUAGCUAGCUGGCUAGCUUAGCCACCUGUCAGAAUAACGGCAUUAUUAAUGAAAUAACGUUACAACGCAAAGGGAGAAACAGCGCUUUAACAAAUCACGGAAGAUGGAGACGCUUUAUCACCAGACAAACAAGCAAAUCCAGGAGGUGCAGUCUUUGAUGGGAAAUCUGGAAAAGACGGACCGCCAGUCAGUACACUUGUUAGAGAAUGAGCUGCAGGCGAGAAUCGACCAGAUCUUCAAUCAAUUAGAACGCCUCGAGAUCCUGGCCAGCAAGGAGCCACCAAACCGCCGCCAGAACGCCAAAUUGCGAGUGGACCAGCUUAAGUAUGAUGUCCAACACCUUCGGACCGCCCUGCAGAAUUUCCAGCACCGACGCUAUGCUAGAGAGGCCCAGGACAGAGAGAGGGAGGAACUCAUGAGCCGUACCUUCACAACCAACGACGCAGAUACCUCCAUUCCCAUAGAUGAGACCCUACAGUUAAACUCCAACUUGCACAACGCACACAGAGGCAUGGAUGACCUCCUGGGCAGUGGCAGUAGCAUCCUCAACGGCCUCAGAGAUCAAAGAUCCACUCUGAAGGGGACCCAUAAGAAGAUGCUGGAUGUGGCCAACAUGUUGGGGCUGUCGAACACAGUGAUGAGACUAAUAGAAAGGCGAGCGACCCAAGAUAAGUUCAUCAUGAUUGGAGGCAUGCUGGUGACCUGCGUCUUCAUCUUCCUGGUAAUCAGAUACCUGGGCUGAUUGUCAUCCAUCCGCAGCGGCCGUUUUUUGAUCAGUCGUGGACAUUUCUGCAGCACAUCAUCCAUCAUGAUAUGAAAAGUGGCAGAACUGAAUUUUUAACAUCUGAUUUCAGUAAUUUUUUUUAAAAUAAAGUGUGCCAUUAUAGUUUGUUUUCCACCAUUUAAAUUAUUUUGGGCAUCUGCAAAACGGUAAGGUUGAAGAAGACCUUAAUUACAUUCAGUAUUUUAUUCCACUUGGAGCUUCAACAGAACAUUGGACUUGAUGAUAAUAGGUCUGCUCCAUUAUCUAGUCUUUUUUAUCAAAACCACUCUGAAACUGUAAAUCACUGUUGUGACUACCCAAAUGGCUUUUCAGAAAUUUGUCAGAGCAUUACACUCAGCUUGCGUUUGCCUCCAGUGAAAAGCUGUGUUUUGUUCCUGUCAGUAAUGUUGUCAGUGUCAUUCUGCCUUCUCAGUUCAUAGACAAAUAGAAAUACUCAUGUAGAAAUGCUUACAGUGCUCCAUGUUUCAUUAUACUGCAACUCAGGGUGCUCCCUGAAAAAAUUCUUUUGUUUUAUGAUGAACAGAACAGUGGCAACAAGUAUCUGUUCAGAAAGACAAUGAAAGCAGCAGUUAAUUUGACAGUGUUCAUAUUAUUUAUCUUGUAUUAAAAGGGACAGUUCACCUAAAAAUUAAAAAUAUAUUUUUACUAUUAACCUGUAGUGCUUUUUAUCAAUCUUGAUUUUCUUUUUUUUAGUUGCCAAAUGUGAUGUCUGCCUUCUCUCCAAUACAAUGUUGUGAUCAGUUUCAUGUAGUUUUCUUAAUACUAACUUACGCUGACCAAGCUUAUCACCGCGCAGAACGACGCGUGCAUCUAGUCAUGCACAAGAGGUUUGUGCUCAUGAUGGCAUGAUGAAAACAUAAUUGGCGUCUUCCUCAGCCGAACUGUAACAUUAGCCAGCUCAGUGGUGCUACGUGAGCUGGCAAUAGCCGAUAGCUAUUAACUAAUCCAUUGAUGCACACUUCCGUCUGUGUGGUGAUGCGGUCGGUGGAUCUAUUUUGGUAGAGAAAAUAGUUCCUGCAUGAAACUGCUCACAGCAAGGUUUUGAGUAAGGUAGUAGGGUCAUGACUUCUAGAAAGAGACGUUGCUGUUGAGGUUUUCAAAUGUAUUUCUGGUGCUUUGAGCACAAGCCGAGUACCAUUUAGUUUAAUUAUAUUGGAAAGAGGGACAAAAUCUUCAACACUUGGCAACUCACACCAAAACAAUGUAAAUUCAUAAGGUUGACCCUUGCGUACCUGGUGGAUUGUAUAGGCUGAGGCCUUAGCAAUGGUGCUGAUUUGAUUCCGACCUCUCUCUCCCAACUUUCCUGUCUAUCUUCGCUGUCAUAUCAAUAAAGAUCGAUAAUCAAUUUAGAUCGAUAAAUAGGACUACAGGUCAAAAGGAAAACAUGUAUUUUUGAUUUGGGGUUGAACUGUCCCUUUAAGCUUGGGUCUAGUCUCACUAUGUUAGUGAUUUAAUUCCCUUCAUAGAAUAAAAUGUUUCAUCCCCUUGGUA